AUGGCCGGAUCACGGUGGUUCCAGCGCAUCAGCCGUCCUGUGGCGCCACCAUCGCCUAUCGAGUACAACGAUCAAGGCAUAGUCGACAGCCUCACUGAAAAUAACCAGAGAAGCAUGUGGGCUAGCAGAAGGAUAGGGGAGGACCAACAACUGUACGUAGUCCACGUGCAGGGAGCCGCUGGCAUCGGUCUCCCGACUACGCUGCUGGUCAAGAAGUUCCAGAAUGCAAACCCAGCACUACUAGUGGAUGACAAUGUCAAGAACCGCUGCAAGUUGGAGAUGACUCUGUUAGCCAGCAUCUCUCAUGACAACAUCAUCAAUGUGCUACACUUCAUCCAGAGGGAAGACGCGAUCAUGCUCGUCUAUGAGUACCCCGUGAAUGGCAGCCUUGACUACUGGCUGCACCGGCGGGAGGGGGGCGAGCAGCCAUUGAGCUGGCCGCAGACGAUUGCCAUCGCCAUCGGCUUGGCCCAAGGGCUCUGCCACUUGCAUCACCGAUGCAACAGACCGAUUGUCCACCACAACAUCAACUCUGAAAACAUCUUGCUUGAUCAGAAUUUCAAGGCCGUGAUAGCCAGCUUUGGCAUUGCCCAGAUGAACAUUGCCGGGCUUAACCAACCAUUGCCGAUCGGGGACAUCCCAGUUGGUAACUUUGGGUAUGCAGCUCCAGAGUAUGGUGUCGCAGCAAGCCAGCUGACGGAGAAGGUAGACAUUUACAGCUUCGGUGUGCUGCUGCUGGAGCUAGUCACAGGGAAGUUGGCCAAUGGAGCAGAUGGUCUAUUGGCGAUUUGGGCUCAGGACAACUGCAAUGAAUUGAUGGCAAACCAUCUGAAAAUGUUCAAGAUUGUCGUGGACAAGGGCAUCCCUGAUCAAGCGCGGUACAUGGAGGAGAUGGCGGCCGUGUUCAGGCUGGGUGUGGAUUGUACCGUUGGAGAUCCGAAGCAAAGGCCGUCCAUGCAGAUAGCUCUCAAACGACUGUGCCGCAGCCGUGGGCGUGGCCCAUUCCGUGGCCUCCUCAUCCUGUAA
Triticum dicoccoides is the source of this 1026-nucleotide messenger RNA. RefSeq names its product leucine-rich repeat receptor-like serine/threonine-protein kinase At1g17230. Bases 1 to 1026 code for a protein of 341 amino acids. Lineage: Eukaryota; Viridiplantae; Streptophyta; Magnoliopsida; Poales; Poaceae. Gene Ontology annotation, cellular component: plasma membrane. Gene Ontology annotation, biological process: protein phosphorylation. The transcript is spliced from 2 exons. Gene Ontology annotation, molecular function: protein kinase activity; ATP binding. The record is from RefSeq and is a predicted model, not a curated record.